AAUGUAUUAUUUUUGAAUCUUCUACACAUAGCCUAUGUUUUUACAUUUCAUUCACUUAGGGAGUUAAGGGUUCUAGGGAGGAAGAGCACACGUCGCACCUGCGCUUGGGAGAAGUUUGUUUCAUUGGUGUUUGUGACGGAGCAAGCACAGUAUCAGACUGCUCACCAUGCGAUACCUUAACAGUCACUGAGGCUCUCACUGAAUAACCGUCAUAAGUCAUAUCAACUGGAACCAUUGAAUUAAUUUAACCCUUCACCAAGACAGCUUACAGUAUCUGGACUACUGACACAUACUCAUCCAAAGAAAAAGUGACAGUUAUUUCGCGGAAUAUCAAACAGGAACCCUAUUUUAACGGACGGAAUGACUCCCAAUAUAGCCUCAAUAAAAACUUUCUUCACUUUUCAGCUGUUUCUUCAUGUCGUCUCAUCAAGUGGACUGUUAGAAGAAUCUCAUCUGCCAGAUCCACAGCUGUUUCCAUCAGGAGACACACACCAUCAGCAUGUUGGUGGCUCUCUCACACUCAUUUGCAGGGGAUCUACUCCAUUGCAAUGGAGGUUGGAUCACAGGAAUGUGACAUCGGUACAGGCCGAGCCGUGUGAGGAGAGAAUGUACAAGCACUGCAGCAAGCUGGUCAUACACAACCUGAUGCACAACGACACUGGUUUCUACAAUUGCAGUCACCGCAAAUCCAAGGAUCAUGAGGUCUCCACGUAUGUUUUUGUCAAGGACCACAAUCAUCCAUUUGUGGAGGCUUACAGUUAUUCACCAAAACUUCUUUAUGCAUAUCGGGAUGCUCGUGCUUUUGUGGUUCCCUGCAGAACAACAUCCCAUAACCAACAUGUUAUUCUUGAGACUAUGAAUCAUAUGGCAGAUCAUAUAAAAAGUGCAGUGGAAUGGGAUCCAAAGAGAGGCUUCAAGAUCCCCUUGGGACCUAAAGACAGCUACCAAAUGAUUACAUGUGUCACCAGUGUGGAUGACAAGACAUUUUCAUCACACUACAUUCUCUUAAGGAUAACCCCAGUUCUGGAGAACGUCCGAAUCGAACCAGAACAUACAAAAGUGCUGGUUGGUGACUACCUAUAUCUCAAUUGCUCCGGAGAGACCACUUACAAUGGAAGAAUGGAAUUUGAGUGGCAGUUCCACAAUAGCACAAUCAAUCGCACUCACCAAACAAAGAUAACAAGGGACCCACCUGGUAGAAUCAUCGUAAUGACUAAAGCAUUAAUCAUACCUAAUGUGACAAUGGAGGACAAGGGCACAUACAGGUGCAUAGUAUCAAAUGAUUGGAAAAAGCUGCAAGAUUCAACUAAGGCUUUCGUAUAUGAACAUCCAUUCCUCAAUGUCACUCAUAAUAAAAGUAAAGUCAUCACUGCUGCAGAGGGUAGAAAGGUGCAGUUUGAGCCACGGGUCAAUGCUCUGCCUGAACCAGACAGAGUGACAUGGUACAAAGAUGGAGUAGCCAUUUCAGAAAAUUUGACAUGCUAUGAGACAGUGGGCUAUCACCUCAUCAUUAAACAAGUAAGACAGAAGGAUGCUGGGAUCUUCACUAUCGCAUUGUCAAACCAGGAUAAGGGGCUGUACAGAAACCUCAGCUACAGGCUAGAAGUCAAAGUAAAACCAAAGAUUUCUGAGGAAGGAGUGGCUCCAGUGGGCCCCCAAACUUACAGAUAUGGCCAGAAUCACAAGCUCACCUGCACUGCAUUUGGGAUCCCCAUGCCAGUCAUUACCUGGUUUUGGCAGCCGUGUGACCCCAGCCCUGAGCUUACAGAGUGCAAAUUUUACACGGAUCCACUUCCUGUUGGAAACAGCACUGAGUCACUGAUUUAUCCUCAUAAUCUGAUUGAGGAUAUCAACAGCAAGGUCAGACUGCUUAAGAGUAAAAACAAGACUAUAGGCACCCUGGUGGUGAAAGCAGCUAAUGUGUCUGGGGUCUACUCUUGUACAGCCAGGAAUGAACUUGGGAACCGGACCAUGAGAAUCCCUUUCUAUGUGGAUGAUCAUCCACAACCUUUUGAAAUCGAGCCCUUGACAGCCAUUGUUGGAGAUGACAUAAAAUUGACUUGCAGGGGCACAAGAUUCCUCUAUGAUAGGUUGAGUUGGCUUGAUCCUCUGGGCCACACAGUGCCCAGUAGCGAAACCAUUCUUAGGAUCGAGACGUACACCAUAACUUUGUUUAUCAAGCUGACAAAUGUCUCCAGAAACCACACACUGGGCUAUGAGUGCCAAGCUUUCAAUGUAUUCUACAAUAAAGUGGUCAAUACAACAUCUGUUUUGACUAUUAAUGAGAGGCAAGUGCCCUGGCUGAUGCAGAAUUUGACCAAUCAGGACGUGAACAGCAGCAGCACCCUGACAUUGGCCUGCCUUGCUUAUGGUGUUCCGACCCCCUAUAUCACAUGGUACAAAGACAAGGCUCCUGUCACAGAAGGACCAGGAAUUAGUCUAAAAGAUGACGGGACUCUGAUCAUUGAGAGGGUGAAGAAGGAUGACGAGGGCAUGUAUGAAUGUCACGGCAGCAAUUCUGAAGGUGUAGCAAUAUCCAGUGCCGUCAUUACUGUAGUGGGAGAAGAAGGAAAACCAAACGUUGAGGUGAUCAUCUUGGUGUGUACUGGAGCAGCAGCAACAUUCCUGUGGAUUAUGCUCAUUCUCUUUAUCCGUAAAUUGAGAAGGCCAAGUUCAGCAGAUUUAAAGACUGGAUACCUGUCCAUCAUCAUGGACCCAGACCAAAUCCCCCUUGAUGAGCAGUGUGACCGUCUGCCCUAUGACAGCAACAAAUGGGAGUUCCCAAGAGACCGCCUCAGACUUGGUAAAAUUUUGGGCCAUGGAGCAUUUGGAAAAGUUGUAGAGGCCUCUGCAUUUGGCAUUGACAAGGUGUCUACUUGCAAAACUGUGGCUGUGAAAAUGCUGAAAGCGGGAGCUACAAAUAAUGAGUGGAAAGCUUUAAUGUCUGAACUAAAGAUUCUCAUACAUAUUGGCCAUCAUCUCAAUGUGGUCAAUCUGCUGGGGGCCUGCACAAAAAGUGGAGGUCCAUUAAUGAUAAUUGUUGAAUAUUGCAAAUAUGGAAACCUUUCCAACUACUUGAGGAGUAAGAGGGGUGACUUUGUCGUUUACAAGUCUCAGGAUGGUAAGGCUCUGCGUUUGAGCUCUGAGCGUGACCUGAGCGAGCUUAUCAAACGCAGGUUGGAGAGCGUGGCCAGCAACGGAAGUUCAGCCAGCUCCGGCUUCAUUGAAGAUAAGAGCUACUGCGACUCGGAGGAAGAGGAGGAAGAGCCAGAGGAUUUGUAUAAGAAAGUGCUCACUUUGGAAGACUUGAUUUGCUACAGCUUUCAAGUGGCUAAAGGCAUGGAGUUCUUGGCUUCACGAAAAUGUAUUCACCGUGAUCUGGCCGCACGUAACAUCCUGUUGUCCGAAAACAACGUAGUGAAGAUUUGUGAUUUUGGACUUGCAAGAGAUGUAUACAAGGACCCAGACUAUGUCCGCAAAGGAGAUGCCAGACUUCCCUUAAAGUGGAUGGCGCCAGAGGCAAUAUUUGACAAGAUCUAUACCACGCAGAGUGAUGUGUGGUCUUUCGGAGUGCUUAUGUGGGAGAUCUUCUCUCUGGGUGCCUCCCCUUACCCUGGCUUACACAUAGAUGAGGAAUUCUGCUGCCGAUUGAAGGAGGGCACCAGGAUGAAAGCUCCUGAAUACUCCUCCUCUGAAAUAUAUCAGACCAUGUUGGACUGCUGGCAUGGAGAACCAUCACAGAGGCCAACUUUCACAGAACUAGUAGAGAAGCUGGGAGAUCUGCUUCAGGCUAGUGUGCAGCAGGAGGGAAAGCAUUACAUCCCAAUCAACACCCUGUUGACCAAAGACGAUCCCUCAAACCCAGGAGCUACAGAGGAAACCUCUACCAGACCUGUCUCUCUUAGAGACUCAGGGAUGGCUUGGAAAAUCAAGAUCCGUCCAGCAAGUGUGAAGACCUUUGAUGAAGUAAUCCUGGACAAUGGAAUUAACAAGAUUCAUGAGGGGGGACAGACCGACAGUGGGAUUGGUCUAUCUUCAGAUGACAUGAAGACACUAAAUCGACUGGAAUCACUGGCUCGAGCGAUGAAUAGCAAAAGUAAAGAGUCAAUUCUGUUGGAGGGGGAAAAGGAGAAAUACCCAUCGUCUGUUCCUUCACUGGACUUGAGUCUGGAGGACUCUUCACUUGAUCCAGAGCUGGAAUGUCAUAGCCCACCGCCAGAUUAUAACUAUGUGGUCCGUUACUCCACGCCACCUGUCUGAAUAGGUCUGCACUAAUAUGCCACCAUAUGUCUCACCAGGUUUCAGAGGAUCUGAUUGGUUGGGUCCAUUCUGUCCCUGCACAUUAGAUAUAACAGAUGUUUGUCUCACUUUCUUCUUGUUUUAUCUUUUUUUCUGGUCUGAAAUGAUUGCAUUGAUGGUCAAAAUGGUAAUUUCAGUAGAAAAGUUUCAAGAUGUUUUUACCUUCUGUUUUUCUGAGCACUUUUUCAAGGAAGUGUAUGAGUACAGUAAAAAAAAAAGCCACUGGGCUGCCACUCAGUAUCACUGUGACAGUCACAGAUACAGCUAUGGACCACCUCAGGUAUUCCGGUCAUCUACUGUGAACACAUCAAGCACAACCUAAUACAGUAACGACACUGCUUUCCCCAGUGAAAUGGCAGAUUCUUCAUACAGAGCAGUGUCGAGUCAUUAAAUCAUUUGUUCAGUCUUUAGAAAAAGAGGAACAAAUAUUUUUAUAGUACUUCAUAUUUUAUUUCUAGACAAAUACAUUAUUGAAAUGAAAACUGGAAUCCUGUUCAUGUGAUACUGUACUUUUUUUUUGUUGUUGCUAAAAUUAUUAUUUCAGAGCUUGCCAAAAAUGGAAUCAUUGAAAGUGCAGUCUGAAAUGUAAAUUCCUGAACACAUUGAUCAUUGACACUUUGGAUGCACAUUACAUUCCUGGGUUCCACCACUCCUGUCUGAGGGUCACGUUCCUCUUGCCCAGUGAAACUAAAAUGAAUCAUUUCUGUUUCCCCACAUAGUAUUUUAUCUGACAGAAGAUCAUGGUUUUGUCUUAAAGGAAUGCAGAUGAGAAACAUUCAUCUUUUAAUCUGGUUUAAAAAUGUUUAAGAUUACCACAUCAUUGGCAAAGUGUAAUGUCUUUGAGGAUGUAGAGUAGGGCAGAAUUUCUUAUGGGUGCCGAACAUCCAGUCUAUUACUGUGAAAGUGUCUUAGAAAGCUUAAAUAAUUUAAUAAGACACAUAUUUUCUAUUAUUGAUAAGAUGUGGACCACAAUAAAAAGGCCUGGCUCUAUUCAACAAUAGUUACACUGCAUGGUGUACUUUCCGUAUUUUAUGCUGUUUACACUACUGUAUACAAAACACAUGAUAUAUUGUGCAGCUAUUAUCCAGGAAAGUACUCUGUAAUGGAUUCAGUAGCUUAUUGUGCUAAAAUACUACUAAAGCUUGCAGGGCAGGCUGAAGGAAUACUAAGAACAUAUAAAAUUGUCAACAGGCUGGUCUCUACACAUAAAUAAUAAUUCAUUAUAAUUUGAGUAAAAGCAUGUGCACACAUGUAGACAUAAUCAGUAUUAACUCUGUAACAAUUGUAUAUGAAUUAAACCAACUGUGGGAUGGAAUGGGUGGGGAAUCCGGUUUGAAAAUUGUUCAUCCAGAUUUGAUAUUGACUUUGAAGGAAAGCUUUUACCCCAUAUCAUUGCAAACCAUUUUUGUUUUAGGUCCCAGUACCGCAUUCAACUGGUAGACUGUUUUUCAAAAAUAAUUAAAAAUAAAUAAUGUGCAGUGCUGUGAAAAAAUAUUUGUCCCCUUCCUAAUUUCUUCUAUUUUUGUGCAUUUGUCAUGCUAAAUUGUUUUAGAUCUUCAAACGAGAUAUAACAUAAAACAAAGGCAACUUGAGGAAACACAAAAUUCUGUUUUCAAAUAUAAUUUACAUUUUCAAUGAAGCAAAAACAUUAUCCAACAUCCACAACGCUGUGGAGAAAUUUUUGACCCACUCUACUUUGCAGAACUGUCUGUUUAAGGUCCUGCCACAGCAUCUCACUCAGGUUCAAGUCAGGAAUUUGACUAGGCCACUCCUAAACUUUAAUUUAGCUUCUUUUGAGCCAUUCAGAGGUGAACUUCCUAUGCUUUGGAUCAGUGUCGUCAUGUAUCAUCCAGUUGUGCUUGAGCUUCAACUCAUGGACUGAUGACCAGACAUUCUCCUUUAGGAUUUUCUGGUAGAGAGCAUGUGCCCCUCAAUUGUUGCAAGUCACCCUGGCCCUAAAGCAACAAAGCAUUCCAACAGCAUCACACUAUCACCAACAUACUAGACUGUAUUUAUGAUGUUUACAUUUACAUUUACAUUUAUUCAUUUGGCAGACGCUUUUAUCCAAAGCGACUUACAAAAGAGGAAGAACAUCAGCGAAUCAUCUUAGGGAGACAGUGGUACAAAAAGUGCCAUAUUACAAAGUUUCACUAUCAUCAUAAUAGUAUACAAAACAGAUUUAAGUGCAACAAGAAAUGUAAAUAUAUAUAUAUAUAUAUAUUUUUUUUUUUUUUUUUUUUUUUUUUUUUAUUGACCGGUUAAGUGCUUUUGGAAAAGAUGUGUUUUUAGCCGUUUUUUGAAGAUAGAGAGUGAGUUAGCUUCCCGGAUUGAGUUGGGAAGGUCAUUCCACCACCGUGGUAUGAUGAAACUGAAAGUCCGGGAAAGUGUUUUGGUGCCUCUUUGUUUUGGUACGACAAGGCGACGUUCCUUAGCCGACCGCAGGCUUCUGGUGGGAACGUAGCUCUGCAUAAAUGUUUUAAGGUAUGCUGGAGCAGACCCAGUGACUGUUUUAUAUGCCAGCAUCAGGGCCUUGAAUUUAAAACGGGCAUGAACCGGCAGCCAGUGGAGAGAGACAAAGAGUGGUGUAACGUGUGCUCUCUUAGGUUCAUUAAAGACCAGACGUGCUGCUGCAUUCUGGAUCAUUUGGAGAGGUCUAAUAGCACAUGCAGGAAGGCCUGCAAUGAGAGCGUUAGAGUAGUCCAGUCUAGUUAUGACAAGGGACUGAACGAGCAGUUGUGUGGCAUGUACAGAGAGGAAGGGUCUUAUCUUCCUGAUAUUGUAGAGUGUAAAUCUACAAGAUCUUGCAGUUUUUGAAAUGUGGUCUGUGAAAUUUAGCUCAUCAUCAAUGGUUACCCCUAGAUUUCUGACCGUUUUGGAAGGCGAAACUGUAGUUGGACCCAGCUGCACGGUGAUGUUGUGUUCAACAGCAGGGUUGGCUGGAAAGACAAGGAGUUCUGUCUUGGCAGGGUUGAGUUGAAGGUGGUGUUCCUUCAUCCAGGCAGAGAUGUCUGCCAGACAGGCAGCGAUUCGAACGGUCACUGUGGUGUCGUUGG
Xyrauchen texanus (razorback sucker) is the source of this 7352-nucleotide messenger RNA. RefSeq names its product vascular endothelial growth factor receptor kdr-like. The record is from RefSeq and is a predicted model, not a curated record. Gene Ontology annotation, cellular component: signaling receptor complex. Lineage: Eukaryota; Metazoa; Chordata; Actinopteri; Cypriniformes; Catostomidae. The transcript has 30 exons. Gene Ontology annotation, molecular function: transmembrane receptor protein tyrosine kinase activity; ATP binding. Gene Ontology annotation, biological process: multicellular organism development; positive regulation of kinase activity; protein phosphorylation. The coding region runs from base 361 to 4260 and encodes 1299 amino acids.